UGCUGCCAUUGAUCGAGACACACUCUCUUGCAGUCUUCGUUUCACGCUCGACUUUAACGGUUCAUUUUGGGGGAACUAUUACUGCCUACUGCACAUCCUACGAUCAAGGCGCGAGUGCUAAACGGUACUAUUACUCUCGCUAGCUAGUUAAAAGGUGUCAUUACAGAGAAAGAGCGGAAGAGAGAGUGAGUGUGUUUGUGUGUGUGUCGUGCGAAAUUGAGAGGGGAAGAAGGAGGAAGGACCACCCGCGUCAGCCACAAAUAGUAUAAUUUGUACCAGCGACUAAAGGAAUAUAAACAGGAAAAAUGGGUAAAGCUCAGAGCAAGCGUUCCAUCGACAUCACCACCGAUCCCAAGAAGGUGGCCGAGGGCGACGAGGUGGCGGGCAAGGUGGAGAAGAUUGACGUCGACCAGAAGGCCGAUGCGCCGGCGGUCAAUGGAGAUGCAGCCACUCCCAAGGAGGGCGGAGAUGAAGCAGCAGCUGGAGAGAAAAAGGAUACAGAGGAGAGUUCGGAGAACGACAAAGAUCUGACCACCGAAAAGAAUGCGGCUGCUGAGGCUGGCGCCUCCGGAGAUGCUGCCGAGACGCCAAAGGCCGAGGAGGGCUCCCCCAAAGAGGCCGCCGCCGGCGAGGAGAUCACCCCGCUCGCCGACGAGAGCAUCAAGUCCAAGUCCAAGAAAGACAAGGUCAAGAAGAAGUGGUCCUUCCGCAGCAUCUCGUUCGGCAAGAAGGACAAACAGAAGCCAGCCAAGUCAGAGGAUGCUGUGUCGCCCACUUCAGCCACAACGUCGCCGACGACGGCCGAGGCAGCAGCUGCUCCCGCCGAGCCAGCAGCAGCCGCCACAAAUGGCGAAGCCGAGAAGCCAGUGGAGGCCCCUGCCAGUGAGGCGGCGUCCAAGGAUGAGGUGAAGCCAACUGAGAACGGAUCAGCGACCGAACAGGAGAAGCAAGCCAACGGAGAGGCCGAAGUUGCGGCGCCAGCACCAGCCACAGUUGAGGAAGCGGCGCAGCCGAAACCAGCUGAGGAAACACCCACUGCCACUGUUACUGCCACUGCCACCGAGACGACCACCGCCGCUGCCGCCGUAGCUCCCACUGAGGAAGUCAAAGAAGCCGUCAAAGAAAGCCAGGCCGAGCCAGCUGAGGUCGUGACCAACGGACAUGGAGCCGGCGAUGGAGAGGCCCUGACAAAUGGAUCCAGCAACGGACUGGCCGAGUCUCCAGUGACCGAAACGGCCCCAGCAGCAGCCGAGAACAUUCCAAGCAACGAUGAUGAGAAGCCUCACCAGAAUGGCACCAACGGCACCGCCACGCCCCCGCCGACUCCAGUGGCCGUCGAGGCCGAAAAGGGACAACCAAUCGAGGCCAUCGAAGACGUGAAAGCGGAAGCCAGUCAAGCCGAGGAGGAAGUGGUAGCGGCCAUCAUUCAAGCAGUUAGCAGUGCCGAGGUGGAAGCGGAGGCGGAGGCUGAGGGAUUUGUAGUGGUGGCUACGGUUCCCACUGAAAUCGAAGCUCCUGCUUCCAAUGCCCCUGCUGUCGCAGCCGAAACUGUUCCCGUACCCGAAGUUGAAGCUGAAUCUGUUGUGGCAGAGCUGGCGAGCAGCAGCCCUCCCCCAUUGCCCAAGUCCCCGCCUCCGUCGCGAGUGUCCGCUUUUGUUCUGUCCGAGGAUACAAUCGAAGAUCAGCCGGUGCCGGCAGUCACUUCCAUCGAUACCGAUCGUGUCGAGAUCGAGCAGCAGGCCGUCAGUAUUGUGGCCGAGAUCACCGAGCAGGCGGCGGAAAUCGUCACCGAAAGGGAGAAGCAAGAGGAGGAGGAGAAGGAGCUGCCUGUUCCGGUUGAGGAACAGGUUCCAGCUCCCUCUCCUACUCUUGAGGUUGAUGAGGAAAUUGUAGAAACCACCAGCACAUCCCUCCCAGCCGAUGUGGUUGAGGAGAGUGUCCCUGCUCCCGUUGUAGAGGAAGAACCUACAGCAGUUGCAUCUUCGGAGGAAGAUAACACUGCAGUUCCCUCUGAACCAGAAACCCAGGAAGUGGCUGCCCAGGAAACCAACGUAACAGAAGUCUCUGCUGAGCAGGUUCAAGAAGAGACUCCCGAAGAACCCAUCGCCUCCACUGAGCAGUCGCAAGUAGAGCCACUUCCCGACCUGGUCAGUAGAGACGCCCUCCCCGAAUCCCUCCCAGCAACUGAAGAAACCCCUGCCGAGCAGACACCAGAGACAAUCCCAGAACCAGUCCAUGCUGAGCCUGAGCAGCUGGAGGAGAUUAAGCCAGAGGCCACACUCGAGGAAGAGCCAGAAACCAAGGAGGAAGAAACAGAGCAAGUAGUUGUAUCGGAGGAUGCGCAUAGCGACAGCGAUAACGAUAAGGAGAACGAUAACGAUAACGACCUGGUCGGAAACAUCAUCAUCAGCGACUUGGAUGCGCCCGUGACCAAGUCGGGGCCUGAGCUGCUGGCGGAUCUGGAUGUGGUGAUACCCGCUGCCGCUGAGGAGGCCUCGAGCCGAGACAACAAGGUGGAUCUCGCCAAGGAUCUGAAGGAGAAGAACGCCGCGGCAGACGUUACAACACAGGAACAGGUGCCCGUUACAUGCGAAUAAUCCUACUCAUAAUUAUUAUAUAUAAUAUUACAUAUUAUUAAAACAAAAAAAAAAAACAAAAACAAAAAACAAACGAUACAAGCAACAACAAAAGAACGCAACGUAAAACAGCAAAAAAAAAACAACAAACAAACAAUUACAAGAUAAAAACAAAAGAAACAAAACGAAAAACAAGUAAAAAUACAUUUUUUAAUAUUUACAUAUUUUAAAUAAUUUUUGUACGAACUUCAUAUCCCUAAUUCAUGAUAUUAUGCAAGCAAGAAACACCACCACCACCACCCACUACAACCACCAACCACCACCCACUUAGCCGCCAAUAGUUUUGUAUUGGCAUCCAUAAAGAGGAAGAGGAUGGGGGGGAUCCACCUCCACCACCACAUUCAUCAUGCACACACACAUCCACACACACACACACGCGACUACAUACCAUUUCUCAUAGUGAUGAUCGAUGAUCGAUAGUCGAUUAUCGAUUAUUGAUGAUCUUGAUCGAAAAAGCAUCGAAAUCAGCAGAAAAGAUGAAAGUGAGAUGAAUUUUUUGAAUAAUUUCUACUAUACAUUUAACUGUAAGUUCGAAGAAAUUUGUAAAGAAUUUUUGGACGAAAUAUUGGAUAAAAUAUAUAUUAUAAAAUAUAAAACCCCAAAGCGUGCUUCACUCUCCACCGACUGGAAAUAAAUACAAAAAAACAAAAACUGAAAAAAAACAAAACACAAUUUUAAUGAUUUUUUUAUAUUAUUUUUUAUUUUUGUUUCGAGUCCCGUUUUUUUUUUUUUUUUAGAUUUUUUCUUUAAUGCACUAGAAAAAAAAAAAAAUUUAUACAUUGUACAAGUAACUAAGUGUUACAAAAAUAACCACUCUUCUUGGUUAAUUGGAGUAAGCGCUAAGAUUAUGUUCUAAGUUCUUAAUAUUUCAUAAUGGUUAAUUUUUAAACGUAACUAAAUGUUACAACAAACGAACUACUACAACAAAAAAAAGCUCCAACGAAAGCUUCCAAAGCGAAACAAACAAAAAACAGAGAAAAUAGAAUCGAAAAUAGUAAUCGUGUGCGUCUUUUGCAACUAAAUAGAGAAUCCUACUAAGAGAAACUAAAUGUAUUCAAUAAAUUAAAGCGCCAACAACAUGGCAUCCUGACAACA
Messenger RNA from Drosophila ananassae, 3731 nucleotides. RefSeq names its product A-kinase anchor protein 200. Lineage: Eukaryota; Metazoa; Arthropoda; Insecta; Diptera; Drosophilidae. The transcript has 6 exons. The coding region runs from base 306 to 2597 and encodes 763 amino acids. The record is from RefSeq and is a predicted model, not a curated record.